CUAUCAGCCUGCAAACCAGCCUGUGAGACAACCAGCAUAAACACACAAGCAAACAUCCAACAGGAGUGUCCAACAGGAGGUACAUUCUGCGCAUUGACAACCAGCCAGCGAGAGACACAUAUAGCUACUGAAGCAGCCUGUAAAAUAUUUAACUGGCCUGACCAAACUGAAGGGCAGCCAUGUUGAUCAUCUUAGCCUUCAUCAUCUUCUUCCAUCUGGCUGCAGCCAUCCUCCUCUUUGUUUCAACCAUUCACAAUUGUUGGUGGGUGGUGUCGCCAGUUGGACGUGAGGUGAUCUACGCUGACCUGUGGUACUCCUGUAACUCCACCUGCUAUCCUGUGGAGAACAGCCAUACGACUGAUGCAGCCUAUCUGCAGGCCGUCCAGGCAACUAUGAUCCUGGCCACCAUCUUCUGUUGUGUCAGCUUCUUCGUCUUCAUCCUUCAGCUCUUUAGGCUCCAACAGGGAGAGAGAUUUAUUUUCACAUCCAUCAUCCAGCUAUUGGCCUCUCUUUGUGUGAUGAUUGCAGUUUCCAUCUACACGGCUCAAAAAAAUAGCUUUCAUGUGCCCAGUCUUCAGGAAGGCUCCUACGGCUCCUCCUAUAUCCUGGCCUGGAUCAGCUUCCCCAUGACUCUCAUCGGCGGCCUAAUGUACCUGGUGCUCAGGAAGCGCAAAUAGAUUUGAUGGGCUUGAGGCACAGGCACGCAAAUAUUCAAAGAUAUAAAACAGGAGCACUUGGACAUAUUUGCAUAAAAACAUACACUCUGCCUUAACAAACAUGCACCCAGUCUUUCUCUAACGCUUACAUUGUAUGAUACCCUUGGAGAUAAAGAAAUACAUGUACACCACAAAUCCACAUUUAUUUCCAGUCUCAAGUUCAAAACCCAAUAAUCACACAGCUUUCUCCUUCCUGAUGGUAUAUCUUUCUCACGGAAUGUGCUCACUGCGAUGCACGAGGACUCGUGCAGAAGUGGGUUCAGUUGACGGGCUGUGCUAUACACUUUUUGUUGUUGAUAAGUGCCUCAGAAACAGUCGACGGGAUAGUCUUUAUAUUCAUGCAUGACAGCCACUAACACAUGUUUCUGGAAACAUUUUAGAAAUACACCAUGACUUUUGCCAUUUAGUUACUGUGCUGGAUAGAUUCAUUUACAUUGAGUUGCGGUCAAAUCUACACAAUUCAAAUGCAGAUAAGCAAAUGCACCACGCAGGCGCCUCGCUGCAUUCAGCACUCACUCCCUGCUCUGCAUAGAAAAGGCCCCUGAGGCUCCUUGCUGCGUUUAGUGAGAACAUGCCUUCGCUAUCCUCUUCCAACUUUCCCCCUGAGCCACCACACAAUUGUUCCAACAUAUUGAUUUGUCUCUUCCUUUUGUUUCAUUGUGCCCUGCUUCCCACCUACCAGCUCCAUUCAUAGGAACCUGUCUGAAAUGUCCAAUCAAAAAGGAUAAAAACUGACGACAAGUGGGAAGAUACGUCUCACUGGGACUUUCCAAAGGGUCCAUACUGUUGUUUGUGAAUUAAUUUUGUAUAUAUAAGCUGUGUGUAUAGUUCAGCUAAUUGCCAAAAGCUUUUUCUAAGACUGAAAUACUAAAGCUAUAUAUAAUAGAAAGAAAAAGAAAAAAAAGAGAGCAUCUUAUGUUAACCAUAGCAUACAGGAAGUGUAGGCAGGCACUAGUAGAGGUAUAAUGUGUAGGAUCUUAACACGUCAUUUGUAUUCUUCUGUUACUGACUUGUGUUUUAAUGAUGAAAAAGGAACCAGUAAUGUAAUGUGACAUUUGGGAUUGAUUUAAAUGACAACAUAGGAACAUGCAAACUUGAAAUAAGAAUGAACAUUUCUUUGUUAUAUUAUUAUUAUUAUUAUUAUCAUUUUUUUGUUCACAGCUUCACGGAGAAAAAGGCAAAGGCUAUUUAUUGUUUGAAACCACUGUUGUGUAUUUUGGCAUUGUGUGACUGAGGAUGUAUGAAGUAAUUGAGUCUUGCCCUCUCUAGCCGGGCUACUGUUUAUUUUGUCCAUUACUGAAACAUCUCUAUCGCCCCUAUGCACAUGUGUGCUCUGGAAUUUAACAACAAUAAAUGUGUUACUGUACUGUACCUGCCACCAAUUCCCAGUAUGACUUUCAGCCUUUGUGGACAUGCUGUUGACUGAUCCCACAGUAACACUAUGUGAACUCUUUUCUUGUCAUUCUCGUGUUGGUUUGGGAGUUAAACAGUGAAGGGUAAAGCUGUUAAAGUGACAGAAACAAGUUUAAAACAUAACAAAAACCUCUUUAGAGGCCCAAACGCAUCUUUCCUGCAUAGAGACAUGUGAAUAGGAGCUUCUGCUAAAAAACUUCUGUAACGCUGUUAGUGUAAGUGACAGAAACUAAAUUAAAGCAUGAUGAAAACCUCUUUACAAGGGAGAACAGUGGGGUACUACUGUAAUGCAUGCAGCUUGGAUCAGAUUGACAGAUCCUUCACAGGUGCCCUGGGUUGUUUUGUGAUAGUAAUAUGUUCGUUUUGGGCAACAUUUGGACCAUAGAGUCUGGCAGCUUACUACUCCAAUAAUGAAAAUUCAGGGAAAAGAAAUGGAAGUGAAGAUUUCACUCUGCUAUCUCAAGACAAUACUUGAAAAUGAUCAAAACAACAUAUUGGAGGCCAAAAUUGUGAUGUUUGUCGUUCAAAUGUUUCGUGAAGUUGUCACACUUAAUAAUAGGCUAAGUCUCCUGUUUGCAUGCAUGUUUUUGUCUUUCAGCAGAUCUUGUUUGAACUCAUUUUUAGAUGAAGUUGCUGCAGUACAAAUAUGGAGGGUUAAAUACGGUUUAUAAAAGAUUAGGCCGGCUGGAUCUAGUUGGAUUAUCUGUUAGAUUUAGCUUUGGUGAUUUCAGUACAUAUGUAAAUCUAAAGAAAUUGAACUUAAGUUCCCUGCAAACUCUGUUGCAAAUAGUCAACGGCAAUCGCAUAAAAGUUGUGUUAUGAUUCUUGAUUUGGAAUUGGAAAUGUUUUGGUUUAUAGCUGUGAUAAGUUUCCUGUAGUCUCUUUAACAUGUAUGUCAAUGUAGAUGUAUUGUAUCUAAGUCAAUGUCAAUCUAUGCAAAUAACAACAGCACUGCAGUAAGCAUGUGAGUUCUUACCCAAAACUGUAUUUAUGGGGAUUUGUUUGUAAAAAUACAUUGCAGUUGAAACAUUUCUAAUGCUUAAUGAAGUAUUACUUCCACAUUGAUUGAGAGUCUCAUGUUGCUUCAUAAUGAAAAUAUGUUGAAAUGGUCAAUGUUUUAAGAUUUUAAAUUAAACAGUUUAUAUUGCUG
Etheostoma spectabile (orangethroat darter) is the source of this 3279-nucleotide messenger RNA. RefSeq names its product epithelial membrane protein 2 (gene emp2). The transcript is spliced from 4 exons. Bases 180 to 677 code for a protein of 165 amino acids. Gene Ontology annotation, cellular component: plasma membrane. The record is from RefSeq and is a predicted model, not a curated record. Lineage: Eukaryota; Metazoa; Chordata; Actinopteri; Perciformes; Percidae.